CCAAGAUCCGGUACUUACAGGAAUAUCAUAACCGGGUUCUUCACAACAUUUAUCCUGUACCUUCAGGGACAGAUAUUGCAAACACCCUGAAAUACUUUUCUCAGACCUUGUUAAGCGUCCUGCGAGAUGCUCCCUCUGAACGUGGCCUGCAAAGUCGUGAUGCUCACUUGUCAGACUACCCUUCUUUGGACUAUCAAGGCCUCUACGUGACUUUGGUGACUCUCCUGGAUCUAGUUCCUUUACUACAGCAUGGCCAACACGAUCUUGGACAGUCGAUAUUUUAUACAACUACAUGUUUGCUACCCUUUCUCAAUGAUGAUAUUCUGAGUACUUUGCCCUACACGAUGAUAUCAACAUUAGCUACCUUUCCUCCAUUUCUGCACAAGGAUAUUAUUGAAUAUCUUAGCACAUCUUUUCUACCGAUGGCUAUAUUGGGUUCUUCAAGGAGAGAAGGCGUUCCUGCCCACGUUAAUCUGUCUGCAUCAUCCAUGCUAAUGAUUGCAAUGCAAUACACAUCCAACCCAGUGUAUCAUUGUCAAUUAUUGGAAUGCCUCAUGAAAUAUAAGCAAGAAGUCUGGAAAGAUCUUUUGUAUGUGAUAGCCUACGGGCCUUCACAGGUGAAACCUCCAGCUGUGCAAAUGUUGUUCCAUUACUGGCCCAAUUUAAAGCCUCCUGGGGCAAUAAGUGAAUACAGGGGCUUGCAGUACACAGCUUGGAAUCCAAUCCACUGCCAGCACACUGAAUGCCACAACGCAAUUAACAAGCCAGCUGUGAAGAUGUGUAUAGAUCCUUCCCUGUCAGUAGCUCUGGGGGAUAAACCACCCCCAUUGUAUCUCUGUGAAGAAUGCAGCCAGAGGAUCGCAGGGGACCACAGUGAAUGGUUGAUUGAUGUUCUUCUGCCACAAGCUGAAAUAUCUGCUAUAUGUCAGAAGAAGAAUUGCAGUUCUCACGUAAGAAGAGCAGUGGUCACCUGCUUUUCAGCAGGGUGCUGCGGCCGUCACGGAAACCGGCCUGUUCGGUAUUGCAAAAGAUGCCACUCGAAUCAUCAUAGCAACGAAGUGGGGGCUGCCUCGGAGACCCACCUCUAUCAGACCUCCCCUCCACCCAUCAACACUCGGGAAUGCGGCGCCGAGGAGCUGGUCUGCGCUGUGGAGGCCGUGAUCAGCUUGUUGAAAGAAGCUGAGUUCCAUGCUGAGCAGCGGGAAUAUGAACUGAACCGCCGGCGGCAGCUGGGCCUUUCGUCUUCCCACCAUUCCCUUGAUAACACUGACUUUGACAACAAGGACGAUGAUAAACACGACCAGAGGCUACUCAGUCAAUUCGGAAUAUGGUUUUUAGUGAGCCUCUGCACACCCAGUGAGAACACGCCUACGGAAAGCUUGGCCAGGCUGGUGGCUAUGGUGUUUCAGUGGUUUCACUCCACAGCCUAUAUGAUGGAUGAUGAAGUUGGGAGUUUGGUGGAAAAACUGAAGCCUCAGUUUGUCACCAAGUGGUUGAAGACAGUAUGUGAUGUUCGCUUUGAUGUCAUGGUCAUGUGCCUUCUUCCCAAACCAAUGGAAUUCGCCAGGGUUGGUGGAUACUGGGAUAAAUCCUGCAGCACAGUGACUCAGUUGAAGGAAGGUCUCAACCGAAUCCUCUGCCUGAUCCCCUACAAUGUGAUCAGUCAGUCUGUGUGGGAGUGUAUUAUGCCGGAGUGGCUGGAAGCCAUCAGAACAGAAGUCCCAGAUAACCAGUUAAAAGAAUUCAGGGAAGUAUUAAGCAAAAUGUUUGACAUUGAGCUCUGUCCUCUACCUUUUUCAUUGGAAGAAAUGUUUGGCUUUAUUAGUUGUCGGUUCACAGGAUACCCUUCCUCUGUUCAGGAACAAGCUUUACUGUGGCUUCAUGUGUUAUCGGAGUUAGACAUCAUGGUUCCACUUCAGCUAUUGAUAAGUAUGUUUUCUGAUGGAGUUAAUUCUGUUAAAGAACUGGCAAAUCAAAGAAAAUCAAGAGUCAGUGAACUGGCAGGGAACCUUGCAGCUCGAAGGGUGAGUGUUGCCUCUGAUCCUGGCCGGCGAGUUCAGCACAAUAUGCUGAGUCCAUUUCAUAGUCCUUUCCAGAGUCCAUUUCGGAGUCCUAUGCGUAGUCCAUUUCGUAGCCCUUUCAAGAAUUUUGGACACCCAGGAGGAAGGACUAUUGACUUUGAUUGUGAAGAUGAUGAAAUGAAUCUAAAUUGUUUCAUCCUCAUGUUUGAUCUUCUCCUGAAGCAGAUGGAGUUACAAGAUGAUGGGAUCACGAUGGGUUUAGAGCACAGCUUAUCAAAGGACAUUAUUUCCAUUAUAAACAAUGUCUUCCAAGCCCCCUGGGGGGGCUCCCACACCUGCCAGAAGGACGAAAAAGCAAUUGAGUGUAACUUAUGCCAAUCUAGUAUUCUCUGCUAUCAGCUUGCUUGUGAACUCCUGGAGAGACUGGCUCCUAAAGAAGAAAGCCGGCUGGUGGAGCCCACAGACAGCCUUGAGGAUAGCCUCCUUUCUUCCAGACCAGAGUUUAUUAUAGGCCCUGAAGGUGAGGAGGAGGAGAAUCCAGCAACCAAGCAUGGGGAGAACCCAGGCGAUUGCACCAAGCCCACGGAACAUGCUGCAAUAAAGAAUGACACUGAGAGAAAGUUUUGCUACCAACAGCUUCCAGUAACUUUGAGACUAAUAUACACCAUUUUCCAGGAAAUGGCGAAGUUUGAAGAGCCAGACAUUCUUUUUAAUAUGCUCAAUUGCCUGAAGAUUCUCUGUCUACAUGGAGAGUGUUUAUACAUUGCUAGAAAAGACCAUCCUCAGUUUUUAGCCUACAUUCAGGAUCAUAUGUUGAUUGCAAGUCUGUGGAGAGUUGUCAAAUCCGAGUUCUCCCAACUGUCUUCAUUGGCGGUUCCUCUGCUUCUCCAUGCUUUGUCACUUCCUCAUGGUGCUGACAUCUUCUGGACAAUCAUAAAUGGCAAUUUCAACAGCAAAGACUGGAAGAUGAGGUUUGAAGCAGUGGAAAAAGUGGCUGUAAUUUGUAGAUUUUUGGAUAUUCACUCAGUGACCAAAAACCACCUGCUGAAGUACUCCCUGGCACAUGCCUUUUGCUGCUUUCUGACAGCUGUGGAGGAUGUCAACCCAGCAGUGGCUACCAGGGCCGGUCUCCUGCUUGACACCAUAAAGAGGCCAGCAUUGCAGGGUCUGUGUCUCUGUCUCGAUUUCCAGUUCGAUACUGUGGUUAAAGACAGACCCACAAUACUGAGCAAACUUUUACUCCUGCAUUUUCUUAAGCAAGAUAUUCCUGCCUUGAGCUGGGAGUUCUUUGUCAACAGAUUUGAGACACUUUCUUUGGAAGCUCAGCUACAUUUGGAUUGUAACAAAGAAUUUCCUUUUCCUACAACUAUCACUGCCGUAAGGACCAACGUCGCCAACCUCAGUGACGCAGCACUGUGGAAGAUCAAGAGGGCUCGUUUUGCAAGGAACCGCCAGAAGAGUGUGCGUUCUCUGAGAGACAGCGUGAAGGGGCCCGUGGAAUCCAAGAGGGCGCUCUCCCUCCCCGAGACCUUGACCUCCAAAAUUCGACAACAAUCUCCUGAGAAUGACAACACCAUCAAGGACCUGCUCCCAGAAGAUGCUGGGAUCGACCACCAGACUGUUCACCAGCUGAUUACAGUGCUCAUGAAGUUCAUGGCCAAGGACGAGAGCAGCGCUGAGUCAGACAUCAGCAGCGCGAAGGCCUUCAACACGGUCAAGCGGCACCUGUACGUCUUACUCGGCUAUGACCAACAGGAAGGCUGUUUCAUGAUUGCACCUCAAAAAAUGCGCCUGUCAACUUGCUUUAAUGCAUUUAUUGCAGGAAUUGCCCAAGUUAUGGACUAUAACAUUAACUUGGGAAAACACCUUCUCCCCUUGGUGGUUCAGGUGCUCAAAUACUGCUCUUGUCCUCAACUACGGCAUUAUUUCCAACAGCCACCUCGUUGCUCCCUCUGGUCCCUAAAACCUCACAUCCGGCAGAUGUGGUUGAAGGCGUUGCUUGUCAUCCUUUACAAGUAUCCAUAUCGGGACUGUGAUAUCAGCAAGGUCCUGCUGCAUCUGAUUCACAUAACAGUCAAUACACUCAAUGCACAGUAUCAUAGCUGCAAGCCCCAGGCCACGGCAGGACCUUUGUACAGUGACAACAGUAACAUAAGCAGAUACAGCGAAAAAGAAAAAGGUGAAAUAGAACUGGCCGAAUAUAGAGAAACGGGUGCAUUACAAGACAGCAUUCUACACUGUGUGAGAGAAGAAAGCAUUCAGAAAAAAAAGCUGCGCUCUUUAAAACAAAAAUCUCUUGAUAUAGGGAAUGCAGACUCCCUCUUGUUUACAUUAGACGAGCACCGGAGGAAGUCCUGCAUAGACCGGUGUGACCUAGAUAAGCCUCCCGCCCAUGCUGCUUAUGUCAUGCAGAGACAUGACCACGGACGGCCCAGACAGAAUUCAGCUACAAGGCCCGACGACCCCGAGGGCCCCGAGAACCCAGCAACGGAAAGUUUCCAAGAAACCCGCAGGCCUGUGAUACCUGAAGUCAGGUUAAACUGCAUGGAGACGUUUGAGGUCAAAGUGGAUUCUCCUCUCAAGCCUGCUCCUAAGGAGGAUUUAGAUCUAAUAGAUUUGUCCUCCGACUCUACAUCCGGGCCUGAAAAGUGCUCGGUGCUCUCCACCUCUGACAGUGACUCCCUUGUGUUCGAGCCUCUCCCCCCUCUCCGCAUCGUAGAGAGUGAUGAGGAAGAGGAGACCAUGGACCAAGGAAAUGAUGGUGCCUCUGGUAAAAACGCUGCCUCCCCCCAUGCCCUCCCCAGCCCCCCUUCCGUCCUCAGCCUCAGCACAACUCCUCUUGUGCAAGUAAGUGUGGAGGAUUGUUCCAAAGACUUCUCUUCCAAGGACUCAGGAAAUAACCAGUCAACAGGUGCCACGGACUCCGCCCGCGUCGCUCUGGAAGACCCCGCAGACUCCGAAGAACAUUCGAAGCCAGAGGAGUCGCAGGACUUUUCCUGUGGCAGCCCGCUCACGCUUAAGCAAAAACGAGACCUCCUCCAGAAGUCCUAUGCCCUCCCUGAGGUGUCACUGGAUGACAGCCCUGAGCCCAGCAUCGAGGAGGAGAAGCCUGGUGGCCCGGUGCCAAGUUCAGGGGCAAAAACUGUCCUCCUCAAAGUCCCCGAGGAUGCCGAGAACCCAACGGAAAGUGAGAAGCCCGACGCCAGCGCCGAGUCGGACACAGAACAGAAUCCCGAGAGGAAGGCAGAAGAGGAGGGAGCGGAGGAAUCCGAAUUCAAGAUCCAGAUUGUUCCCCGGCAGAGGAAGCAGCGCAAGAUCGCUGUCAGUGCCAUCCAGAGAGAGUACCUGGAUAUCUCCUUCAACAUUCUAGACAAGCUGGGAGAACAGAAAGACCCAGAUCCCACUACUAAAGGACUUUCAACUUUGGAAAUGCCACGAGAAUCCUCAUCUGCCCCCACAUUAGAAGCAGGUGUGCCAGAAACAAGCAGCCAUUCCUCAAUAUCAACUCAGUAUAGGCAGAUGAAAAGGGGAUCCCUGGGAGCUCUGACAAUGAGCCAGUUAAUGAAGCGACAGCUGGAACAUCAGUCUAGCGCCCCCCAUAACAUCAGCAACUGGGACACUGAACAGAUACAGCCUGGGAAACGCCAGUGCAAUGUGCCAAUGUGCCUAAACCCUGACCUGGAGGGACAGCCGUUGAGAAUGAGAGGCGCCACGAAAUCCAGCCUGCUGUCGGCCCCCAGCAUCGUCAGUAUGUUUGUGCCGGCCCCGGAAGAAUUCACCGAUGAGCAGCCGACAGUGAUGACAGACAAAUGCCAUGACUGUGGGGCCAUUCUUGAAGAAUAUGACGAGGAAACCCUUGGGCUGGCCAUUGUGGUCCUCUCCACAUUCAUUCACUUAAGCCCAGACCUGGCAGCCCCACUGUUGCUGGAUAUAAUGCAGUCCGUGGGAAGAUUGGCAUCCAGCACGACUUUUUCUAAUCAAGCAGAAAGCAUGAUGGUUCCUGGCAACGCUGCGGGGGUGGCCAAGCAGUUCCUGCGCUGCAUCUUCCAUCAGCUGGCCCCCAACGGCAUCUUCCCGCAGCUGUUCCAGAGCACUAUCAAAGAUGGGACUUUUUUACGGACCUUAGCCACGUCUCUGAUGGACUUCAAUGAACUGAGCUCUAUUGCUGCUCUCAGUCAGCUCCUGGAGGGUCUAAAUAACAAAAAGAAUUUACCAGCAGGGGGUGCUAUGAUACGCUGUUUGGAAAACAUUGCUACCUUCAUGGAAGCUUUGCCCAUGGAUUCUCCUAGCAGCCUUUGGACCACAAUCAGCAACCAGUUUCAGACAUUUUUUGCCAAGCUGCCUUGUGUUUUGCCUCUGAAGUGUUCUUUAGAUUCCAGUUUGAGAAUCAUGAUUUGCCUCUUGAAGAUACCCUCUACCAAUGCCACAAGGAGUCUGUUGGAGCCAUUUUCAAAACUGCUCAGCUUUGUAAUUCAGAAUGCUGUCUUUACCCUGGCCUACCUGGUGGAGGUGUGUGGUCUGUGUUACCGAGCUUUCACGAAGGAGCGGGAUAAAUUCUACUUGUCUCGUAGUGUUGUUCUGGAGCUCCUGCAGGCCCUGAAGCUCAAAUCCCCUUUACCAGAUACAAACCUCCUCCUGCUUGUCCAGUUUAUUUGUGCAGAUGCUGGAACCAAACUAGCUGAGUCAACAAUCCUGAGCAAGCAGAUGAUUGCCUCCGUACCUGGAUGUGGGACUGCCGCGAUGGAGUGUGUGCGGCAGUACAUCAGCGAGGUGCUGGACUUCAUGGCCGACAUGCACACGCUCACCAAACUCAAGAGCCACAUGAAGACAUGUUCCCAGCCUCUGCAUGAAGAUACCUUUGGUGGACAUCUCAAAGUUGGGCUGGCUCAGAUUGCAGCCAUGGAAAUCUCACGGGGCAACCACAGAGAUAACAAAGCUGUGAUUCGCUAUCUGCCUUGGCUCUAUCAUCCCCCUUCUGCGAUGCAACAAGGACCGAAAGAAUUCAUCGAGUGUGUCUCCCGCAUCCGUCUGCUGUCCUGGCUACUCCUGGGCUCCCUCACUCAUAAUGCAGUGUGUCCAAAUGCCUCCUCUCCCUGCCUGCCCAUACCUCUGGAUGCAGGCUCUCAUAUCGCAGACCAUCUUAUUGUUAUCCUGAUUGGAUUUCCAGAGCAAUCAAAGACCUCCGUGCUGCACAUGUGCUCUCUCUUCCAUGCGUUUAUCUUUGCUCAGCUCUGGACUGUGUAUUGCGAACAAAGUGCCGUAGCAACAAACGUCCAAAGUCAGAAUGAAUUCAGCUUCACGGCGAUACUGACCGCACUAGAGUUUUGGAGCAGGGUGACGCCCAGCAUCCUUCAGCUGAUGGCCCAUAACAAAGUGAUGGUAGAAAUGGUGUGUCUCCAUGUGAUUAGUUUAAUGGAGGCAUUGCAAGAAUGCAAUUCAACAAUUUUUGUCAAGCUGAUACCCAUGUGGUUGCCAAUGAUUCAGUCAAACAUCAAGCACUUAUCGGCCGGACUCCAGCUUCGCCUCCAGGCCAUUCAGAACAACGUGAACCACCACAGCCUAAGGAUGCUGCCCGGCUCGGCCCCGAGCAGCGCCGGCCUCGUGGCCCUCCGCAAGUGGCUGCAGUGUACGCAGUUCAAAAUGGCCCAGGUGGAGAUCCAGUCCUCAGAUGCGGCCUCACAAUUUUACCCUCUAUGAGCGGCCCCCUCGGCUCUCAGUGUCAACACUCUGGUUUAGCAAUAAUGGGUUUCAAAACAAAACAAUUUGAUCCAAGCAGGUUGGGGAACAUAUUGGUACUGUACAUUCUCUUUCUAGUUUAGUAAAAAAAAAAAAAAAGACGUGCAAAGGCCAGAGAGGGCCAAAAAAUGAAGCUUUCUUGCUACACAUCUUUCUGAUGACUCCUUGGGCUAUCUGAUUAAGUGUUUCCUUACAUUAUUUUUUAAAAAAACCAAAUCAUUUUUCUUUAACUAACUUCUAUUUUUUUUAAGAAAAAAAAAAACAAUAGACUGGUGGGUACUCACAGAAAAGUUGUAUAAGUCCCCCUGUUGCUAUUUUUGAUGAUAGAGAAUAAAUAGGGUUUUUGAAACCUUUGUAGUGUUUUUUCUUAAAAUCCACUCUUGGCAAUGCAAUAAAAAAAAACCCCGUCACCAUAAGCCAGUG
This is a messenger RNA of Odobenus rosmarus divergens (Pacific walrus), 8180 nucleotides long. It is a transcript of the gene UNC79, whose product is annotated as unc-79 homolog (C. elegans). Gene Ontology annotation, molecular function: protein binding. Bases 345 to 7718 code for a protein of 2457 amino acids. The record is from RefSeq and is a predicted model, not a curated record. The transcript is spliced from 49 exons. Lineage: Eukaryota; Metazoa; Chordata; Mammalia; Carnivora; Odobenidae.